This is a messenger RNA of Haliotis rufescens (red abalone), 5376 nucleotides long. Its product is annotated as girdin-like. Lineage: Eukaryota; Metazoa; Mollusca; Gastropoda; Lepetellida; Haliotidae. The record is from RefSeq and is a predicted model, not a curated record. Bases 284 to 4087 code for a protein of 1267 amino acids. The transcript has 33 exons.
CAUAAGCAGAGUUUGUGUAGCAGGGCUUAGGUGGGGGUGAUUUGAGCCACAUAACACUGAUAAUUUCAUAGUGACUCUGAAUGGCUGGGUAAUGGGUCAGUAGCGUUGUGGGCUGGGAAUGUUUCAAGCACAAGAAGUGUUGUUGAGUUUGAUCUGAUGUUGAUAUAGAGCUUCAAGUACAUGCCACUGUCUACGGGUGUUGAGCUCACCUGGGAAUAUGUGUUGUUCGCUCGUCAAUGGCAGGACGUGACAGGUUGAUGGUGAGACGGGGGCACUAGGAACCAUGUCCUGCUAUGACACCCUGGGAUACCGGGGCAGCCCGGGCCGCUCCCCACUGCGAGGCGUCCACGACCUGACCACAAUGUACCCGGACUCGGACAGCGGUAUCAGCUCCACAUUCCGCACAAAAUCCAGAGUCUUCACAACCGAUGAUUUUUCAAUGGCUCCUACCAGACUUACAAGAUCAAGGUCAAUGUCAAGGCUGAAUUCUGGAAGUCGAGACACAUCCCCAACAGGAAGUGUGGUGUCACUGACCAUGCCAGUGGACUACUCUAUACGCAAUCUCCAUGACAACCUAGAAGACAGUGAGACACGGAGAUCGGUCCUGAUGCACAAGCUGAAGGAAGCUCAGGAGACUCUAUCACUACAGAACAACAGGCUGUCCAAGAUAGAAACCUCAGCCAAGGACAACGCUGUCAUUGUAGAGGACCUGAAGUUUAAGGAGAGAGAGUACCGGAAGAAGAUCAUGAGCCUGGAGAAGGCCGAGGAAGAGAAGGAGGUGGUGCAGAUGGAGAACAUCCGACUACGCCAGGAGAUGCAGGACAGAAUCACAGCCCUUGACUUCCAGCUGAAGUCUCUACAGAGCCAGCACCAGUCUUCCGAAGUUGAAAACAAUACACGCACCAGUCUGCUGGACCAGACCACAUCUUGCCUCUCUCUCCUGGAGGAGGAGAACACCAAGCUCCAGAAGGAACGUGACUUUUUACAAAGUGAAGUUGGUUCUAUGAAAGAAAUAGUAGAGAUGACGAAGGCUAAUCUGCAUAUGAUGUCACAGGAGAGGAACAAUGUGAGGAACAGCUUGGACAGUGUUACACAGGAGAACACUGUGCUUUGUAAGAAGAUCCAUGAGAUGGCGGGGCAGAUGGUGGAGUUGAGGACGCUGCUGCAGGCUGUCCAGGACGAGAAUGAGAGUCUGUCUAGCACCUGGAAGAACGUCUCCCAGGACAAACACAACGCUUCCAAACAGAUCGAGAAUUAUCAGGACAGGGUUGCAGACCUGAAAGCUCGACUAGCUACCGUGGCAGCAGACAAAGAUCGGCUGUUUCAAGAAAAACUGGACCUCAAUCACAAGGUGCAGCAGCUGGUGCUGGAUAAAGAACAGCUCAUCAAGGUGAAGUUGUCGCUGGAGGAGCAGAUCACAGACGCACAGCGUGACCUGAACAAGUCGCGGAUGUCGUCCAACAAGAAGCACGAUGACACCAGGAAGCUGGGGGAGGAACUCCAGGGGGUGAAGAGGGUGAGCCAGGAACUGUCCAUGGAGCUGGCGUCAGUCAAGGCCUUCUACGAGCGUGCCCUGGAGCAGAUCUCGCUGCUGGAGAACGGGAAGAAGAUGCAGCAGCAGCACCAGGAGCUGUCCGAGCAGGAGAAGAGGCGGCUGCAGGGCGAGGUGGACAGGCUGACACAGCUGCUUGAUGGGCGGAGUCGGGAAGACCGCAAGGGCCGUGAGGAGCUGGAGGAUAGCAUGUCCCGGAUAAAGUUGAUGCACUCAGCCAAAGUUUUAGAUGGUCUGAGUAGGUUUGAGACUGACCUGAAGCAGCUGAGGAACGAGAAGGCCCAGACAGACAACCACAACAGGGAGCUGGAAAUGAAACUACAGCGAGCCAAUGAGGAGAUCCGGCGGACAUCCACCAUCCAGCAGGAGGAGAUGGUGACGUGGAAGUUGACGUGCGAGAGACUGACCGGUGCCGUCACAAGGAAGGAGUCAGAGUUGCAGAGUCUCACAGACAAGUGUCACGACACGGAGUCCAUUAUCAGAAGAUUACAAGAAGAACUCAGGAUAAUCCGAGACCAGUACGAAGCACUUGAAGACCAGAGAGAUGACACAGACAGAUUACGGUCUGAGAACCGUCGUAUGCAUCAGGAGAAGGCUGAGAAUGAGCAGAUGAUCCAACUCCUGGAAACCCAGAAGGAAGUCCUCACUAAGAGUACGGAGAGCAGCCUCAACAAGCUGCAUGAUGUGGACCAUCUCAGUGGCAAGGUGGAGCAGUUCCGCUCGGAGAACGAGCUUCUCAGAGACCGCAUCACGGAACUGGAGAAGGUCCGGGACAACCUCAUCAAACAGAAGGAAGAGGUUCUGGCCAACAGUGAGCUGAUCUACAAGAAGCCAGGCCUGGACGACCUAGAACACAAGACAGAGGAACUGAGGGCCGCCAACAAACAGCUGCGCGAGAUCAACGACGUCAUGUCCGACAAACUGGAGGUUGUAGAGCGGGAAAAUGCAAGAUUAAAACAAGCCAUUGGUGGGCCGUCAAAUACCAGUGAGGAAAGACUACAGAGAGAAAAUAAAAAGAUCAGUGAAGAUUACACCAACCUUAGAAACGAUUACGAGAGUCUGGAGUCUCGACAUCAGAGAAUGGUCAUCAACUACGGCCAUGAGGAGAUGCUGGAGAAAGAGAAGCAGGACAUGGUGAAGCUCCGCAAGGAAAGAGAUGCCCUCCAGAAGCAGGUGCAGCUCCUCAAUGGGCAGCUGGUGCUGGUUGAGGGCAGCAAGAAGCGGCUAGAGGACACCGUCACACAGCUGCAGGAGACCAUCUCCAGACUCAAGGCCAAGAUCACAGAGAAACCCACGGGAUCUGACUCGGGGGUUCAGAGGCUGGAGGGUGAGGUAAAGUCCCUCAAGGACAAGCUGUCAAAGUCGGAGGCUGCCAAACAGAAGCAGGAUCAGACUGUGAAGAACCUGAAAGAUGAGCUGGAGGAAGAGAGGACCAAGAAACCAUCACAGAUACGGGAGUCACUGGAGGACGUGGGAGAGGAGCUACACCAGAUGAGAGGGGAACUCCACAAACUUAUGGAGGAGAUCGAGAGGAAGGACCGGGAGAUCCUGUCUCUGGAGAAUGAGCUGAGGAAGACAAAGGAGGAGCUGGAUCUCAAGGAUCACGGGAUCAGUGACCUUCGAAAGCUGGUGGAGGACUUGGAGAAGCAGAAUAAGAGUCUGAAACAGAACAAGGGCAGCCAGCAUGAUGAAUUGGACUCAGGUAACACUGUCCGGCUGACGCGUGGAAGUAAACUGCCUAAGUUUGUGUCGCCUGCCGUGUCCGGCUCAGCAAAGCCUGCAUCUAACACUGCACCAAGGUCCCUCCAGGAGGAGCUGCAGGAUGCUCUGAAGAAGAAGGAAAGUUCGGUUCCAAGAGUGAUUCAAACCGAUCCUCUUCUUAGUAAGAAGUUCCUGGAGGCCAAGCCAGCGCCCCCUAGUGAGCAAGGUAAACUCAACCCUGCGACAGGAUUGUAUGGUGCCCAGUUCUUUUUCAAGCCAGAGAAAUCAUCGACAGAAGGUUCUGGUCGACUGCAGAGUUUGAUUUCUAAGUAUAGAAGUCACAGCGAUGCCACAACCGAGGAGCCCGAGAAAAAAGUGAAACCAUUUUCCUUCACUACAGGAAGAUUAGGGUUCAGGGGUAAGGGAGUCACCCUGACAACCCCCAAAGUCCCCGACAGCAAAUCGCCCUCAUCAUCAGACCAGACGGGAUUCAACAAACUAGGAGUAGGACGGUCAGGAUCCAAGGGGCCACCUCCGCCAACGCUCCCCAAACCCAAAGUGAGGCAGGAGGUGGUGGCUGGAGCCUCACGGCCACAGGGUGGCCUGGAGCCAGGAGCCACUAGUGGAGCCGAGGCAGGGGAGGGACAGGGUAAUCUGCAGGACACCCAGGAGCAGAAGGACAUCAAUGCUCUCAUACAGAAGCGUGGUAACACCCAUCCAAAACCUAUUCUAUCAGUGAACCCACCGAAAUUAACAAGUAAGGUGAUAGCUCAGCUGUUGCGUCCACGUGGCCGCGGCAAGUCGAGUGACAAGUCUUUGCUUUGCAGUAGUUAGAGGAUCUAGAGGUGCUGGCCAGAGCAGGUACCUCAAAGUACUUGAAAUGUAAACGUAGCAAGUGAGAUGAUCGACCAACCAAACACAAGUUUACGAAGUACAGCAAUCAACCAACCAGAUGCCUCCACAACAAAAAUGCAACAAAGACAAUCAUGUGUUGGAUCAGUCUUACACAACCAACAUGAAGUUGUGACGCCAUCUGAACCAAUAUUUCAUCAAGCCAGACAGAUUGUCCUGAGAUGACCAUGAUGGUCCUAUUUUAGAUGUAUUGAACAACUGGCAGAAACUUGGUCGGCCAUGGCCUGGAUUUUAGCCUUGCAGGAAGUGAGUGUCCGUCACAUGUCAGACCAAAAACCCUUGCAGUGCACUCUGAGGAAAGUCACAUGACACUGUGACCCAGAACCUUCAGAAAUUUGGAUCGGAUGUCAAGAAUGGUUGGACGUGAGACACAUCUGUUUGAUGGUAAUGGAUGUAUAUUCCUUUUACUCAAUACGGAGUAAUAUACUACCAAUAUCAUAAUUUCUAAGGAGUUUUAUGUACAGUAUACUGAUGCAAAUUAGAAUGGAUUCAGCAGUAUUUAGCUUGCCCUUACAACAAACUCGAGAACUGCCAGCAAAUUGAUGCAUUUUUCCUUCCUGCCUACAUCGAGUCACAGCAGCAUUCUUACAAUGCAUAGUGUCUGAAGUAGUGAGAUUGUCUCCAUUUCUCUUUUAGAGGGAGAUUUCUGUCUCCAUGUAUCAGGAUUAGAGCAUGUCUGUGAUAUCUCAAGUCAUAUAGAUCUGGUAAAUGAUAUUUAUUGCUUGUGUAUGUGUACAUAUUUAUUGUAGUUAACAUUCAUACCUUCAUGCACUCACCUACUUUAGUCAGCUUGGUCUGGGGCAAUUCUUCAUGCAUUGAUAGAGCAGGGAAACACAUCUUUUCAGUAGUGAUCAUGGCUGGAGUAGACAGACAAUUCACUACCACUUCUCAUGUUUCACUUUUGGCAUGAGAAGUGAAAUAUUGAAGAGAUUUGUUGUUUUCCUUAGCACAUAAGGAGAGAAGAAAUUCAGAUAAUUCAGUAUGCAAAUAAAAGUUUUUGUUUGAAAAUGGAGUAAUAACUGAGACAAGAGCAUAAGAUGAUGGGAGUUAAUCCCCUUGCUCAUGUUUUGCAUACCCAUGCCAAGCAUGAUUGUCUUUCCAGAAUGAUUGUCUUUCCAAAAUACAAAAUGCAUGAAGUAAUAUUGAAACCAGACCCAAACCUGAUCCUACUUUUAGAAUCUCUGGACUAGACACGAUCCUGCUGCCACUUC